AUGUCGCAGUAUCAACAUGACGAGUUAGCCAGGCUCUUUGCCCAUAACAUGAGUCUGAACCAGACAUUGCCUCAGUCUACGCCUGACAAGCAAUUCCUCGGCCACACCGCACAGCCCAUCUACUACAGCUCACAGCACUACACUCCGACGAGCUACAUGCACGUCUCUCCAGCAGCAGAGCAACAGCAAGUAGCAGCUCCACGAGCCGACUCUCCUCUGAGCGGCAGCCCUCUCGACAGCAACAGCAACAAAAUGACACCCAUCCACCUAGCGUCGAUGCUGCGCAACCACGACAUUGACCCUACCUCGUUGAGCCAGUCGCAAGUCCAGCUUUUCACCAACGCAGACUACGAACAGCGACUGCGCCUACUUGAACUCUGGCGCAUCUCACCCCCAAGAUCGUCCCACCACUGGCAGCAAGAGACGAGCAUGGCACAUGAAGAGCAGUUGGCAGCAUUACGCUAUGAAGAGCGCAUGCGUACUCAGGUGGAUGACGCACAAGCGGAGCCUUACAUGGAGUCUGGCUAUGCCCACUCUGCGCACAGCGAGCCAGUGUAUGCCUCUUGCUCUGGUGGGCUGUGGCGAUCACAAAUCGAGCAGCAUGAUCGUUCCAGGGAGAUGGAGGAUGCACAUGCUUCGUGGGCACAGGCACGCAAUUUCGAGCAGCUGCAGGCCAUGAACGCUCAGGUCGAGCAGCAGCGUGGUUUUGCCUCGCACGAUGUUGCUUCGUACGAUGACGAUAUGGAGUUGUAG
This is a messenger RNA of Aureobasidium musti, 753 nucleotides long. The record is from the annotation of a GenBank genome assembly. NCBI's taxonomy places the organism in Eukaryota, Fungi, Ascomycota, Dothideomycetes, Dothideales, Saccotheciaceae.